AACUAGGCGUUACGCCCUGUGUCGCGGGCGCAUCACCGGACAGUCCUGUGCAAUCGUAGACCGGGCGCUCGGCGCGGCGCGGCGAUCGCCCCCCAGAUCGACAGGUGACAGACGCGUCCGUCCAUCCGCCCGCCGAGCGGCAGCGCUGCUCUAAAACACCAAGGUCGGGCACGCGCCCCGCCACAGCCGCCGGCUAGAGAUGAAUCCCACUGGUAUAAAAGCGAACGGUUCGCCCUGGAAGAGCAUCACUUGGCCUGGAAGUGACCACCGGAUCGCAGCUAUUGACAGCUCGUCUCACUCAACAUGAAGCUGGUGAUCGUUCUCUGUCUGGCGGCUGUGGCCUGUGCCCAGUCGGACAAGGAGGCGAGGAUUGUCAACCAGCAGUAUCAGAUCAACGAGGAUGGAUCGUACGACUCCACAUACGAAACUUCCAACGGCAUUCGGGCAUCUGAAGACGGUAUCUCCUACCCUGGCAAUGAGCCGGAGACGGGCAACUACGUGAGGACGGGCAGCUACAGCUACGAGUGGGAGGGCGUCACCUACACCGUCACCUGGCAGGCCGACGAGAACGGCUUCUUCGCCGAGGGAGACCACAUCCCGAAGGCUCCUUUGGUGUAGAUUUUUACAAAAAGCAUCUCUCAUGUUUCUUUGUCCCUCUCCGUCUAAUGUGUCAUUGUCCUUCGUCCUUGUUAUGUGACGUUAUCAGUCCCAUCGACAUCACUUCAUCUUGUUUGUCAAUGUUUUGUGUUCACAAUCUGUUACAUGUUCUGUGUUCACCUCCAAUAAAUACUUCCCUGAAAAACA
Messenger RNA from Amphibalanus amphitrite, 804 nucleotides. Its product is annotated as endocuticle structural glycoprotein SgAbd-4-like. Gene Ontology annotation, cellular component: chitin-based extracellular matrix. Gene Ontology annotation, molecular function: structural constituent of chitin-based larval cuticle. The transcript is spliced from 3 exons. Lineage: Eukaryota; Metazoa; Arthropoda; Thecostraca; Balanomorpha; Balanidae. The record is from RefSeq and is a predicted model, not a curated record. Bases 304 to 618 code for a protein of 104 amino acids.